AUGGGAUCCCAGUGUUUGAACCUUGUGAAGGUGCUCGGCCUCCUAGGGAUCAUCUCCACUCUGCCUCGGACUGGGGGUCUUUUGUGCUACGAAGCAACAGCCUCACUCUUCAGAGCGGUUACUCUCCACAACUGGGACUGGCAUCUCAUGAGGAGCAUGGUGUGCCAGCUGAGAGAGGGCUGCGAGGAGACACUACUGUUCAUCGAGACAGGUACCAAAAAAGGAGUUGUGGGUUUUAAAGGCUGCACCCCAGCCUUGUCUUACCCCCCACAGAUCUCUUACCUCGUAUCACCACCCGGAGUGUCCAUUGCCUCCUAUAGCCAUGUCUGCCGGAGAUACCUCUGCAACAACCUGACUAAUCUGGGUCCUAUCGUGAAACUCAAGGCCAGCACUGCCAUGUUUACAGAAUUUUCUUCUCAUAGUUGCCCAACCUGUGUGGGCGAGCACACUAAAGAUUGCCUCCCAAAUUUCGUCACCACUGAACCUUGCCCGCAGAAUGCCUCGAGAUGUUAUAGUUCCACCUUAAAAUUUCAGACAGGGUUGCUCAAUACUACUUUCCUCCUUAUGGGCUGUACUCGUGAUUAUCAAAAGCUUUUAGCAGAUUUUUGGACUGUAGGAAGCAUCCGAGUGACCGAGGUUCGUAACGUCUUAGAGAAGGCCCAGACUGCAGGUGCAGAGGCUUCCAGUCGGGGUCCUGCUUGGGGCAUCCUCCUAGGCCUCCUGCUUACCUUCAGGGACUGA
Messenger RNA from Orycteropus afer afer, 741 nucleotides. It is a transcript of the gene LYPD4, whose product is annotated as LY6/PLAUR domain containing 4. The transcript is spliced from 4 exons. Gene Ontology annotation, cellular component: plasma membrane; plasma membrane raft. Lineage: Eukaryota; Metazoa; Chordata; Mammalia; Tubulidentata; Orycteropodidae. The record is from RefSeq and is a predicted model, not a curated record. Bases 1 to 741 code for a protein of 246 amino acids.